AGGUGGGAGGCUUACUGAGGGGACCGUGCUCGCUCACGCGUGCUCUGACUCGAGCGGCUCUUGGUUGUGUCACCGCGCUGCCUCUGCCUGCCUAAACGGUAUAAUUAGCCGGUUCCGAUCAGUCGUCCCCGGGCCAUUUCACAGAGUUCGUCUGCCCGUGCUUCCGUUCUCUCCGCCGAUAUCAGCGGCGGCUAUGUGUGAGUAAAAAGCCAGCCAGGCUCCCCGCAGCAGCAAGAGGUGUCUCCAGACAUGGACCGGAUAGGAGUGUCAUUCCUGGACCCGCUGGAUGACUACGAGCUAAUCCACAGGAUUGGGUGCGGCACCUACGGAGAUGUUUUCAAGGCUCGCAACAUCAGGACGUCUGAACUGGCAGCUAUCAAGAUUGUCAAGCUCGACUCAGGUGAUGACAUCACCCCCAUCCAGCAGGAGAUUACCAUGAUGAAGGAGUGCAAGCACAAAAACAUCGUGGCCUACUUCGGGAGCUACCACAGGUGCUGGGUGUUUUCUGAUGUGUGGAAUUCCUCGGAUUCUAUUAAUCAGACUCUUUUCCACAGUGACGGGCCCACUGAAGGAGAAGCAGAUAGCAUUUGUGUGCAGGGAAACUCUCCAGAGCAGCUCCAGUCGUGCCAGACCACUAAGUGCACUGUAGAUGUUCUGAAACUGCCUCUGCAGUAG
Molecule: messenger RNA, 675 nt
Organism: Neolamprologus brichardi
Lineage: Eukaryota; Metazoa; Chordata; Actinopteri; Cichliformes; Cichlidae
Source: RefSeq, a predicted model, not a curated record